AUGUUCGCCCCCGCCCUCGCUCUCCUCUCCGGCCUCACCCUCGUCAGCGCCGCCGGCCUCCGUUUCGGCACGACCUCCGAGUACGGGCAGAACCAGGGCGACUGGGCCCUCCACGAAGCGCCCGGCGGCGCCGUCCUCGCUGCGUGGGCUGACAGCCCGACCGUCUCCGCCCACAUCCAGAACGGCGAGGUCUACAUCGACUGCCCGGCCGCCUACAAGGGCUACCAGGCCGUCCUCGUCCCCAUCGCCGACCGCGACCCGGCCGCGUACGAGGUCCGCUUCGUGAACUCGUUCGACAACCUGCCCUCGGGCACGCAGUUCGGGAGCUGGUAUCUAUCGGACGACCGCCUCGGGCUGGCGAACAGCAAUUUCACCAAGGUGGUGAACGCGUUCGGCGACGAGAAGGGCAGCUAUCACGCGGAGAAGCGGGCGGAGUACGACGACCUGUACACGCUCGAGUGGGUGAACAAGUCGUACUACGACCAUGGCGUCUACAACGGCUGGUUCCUCGUGCUUGACAGCGCCAACGAUGUCUCUUGCUAG
This is a messenger RNA of Schizophyllum commune H4-8, 543 nucleotides long. RefSeq lists its product as uncharacterized. The transcript has 2 exons. Bases 1 to 543 code for a protein of 180 amino acids. NCBI's taxonomy places the organism in Eukaryota, Fungi, Basidiomycota, Agaricomycetes, Agaricales, Schizophyllaceae. The record is from RefSeq and is a predicted model, not a curated record.